Tetrahymena thermophila SB210 is the source of this 3963-nucleotide messenger RNA. RefSeq names its product cation channel family protein. The record is from RefSeq and is a predicted model, not a curated record. The transcript is spliced from 7 exons. Gene Ontology annotation, biological process: transmembrane transport; monoatomic ion transport. Gene Ontology annotation, molecular function: monoatomic ion channel activity. Gene Ontology annotation, cellular component: membrane. Lineage: Eukaryota; Ciliophora; Oligohymenophorea; Hymenostomatida; Tetrahymenidae.
AUGACAUAGAUAAGCAAAGAACAAUAGUUUUCUGUAAUUAGAUUAAAAUACUAAUCUAAAUAAUACUUCUACUAAGUUAAGAGUUAGAAAGUUAUGAAUUUUUUUACUUAAAGUGAACCAUAUAUAGAAUAUUCUUAAAAUAAUAAUACUAUUUAGCAAGAAAAUAGUUACUAAGCUGAUUAAAGUUAAUAAAUACUUCGUUAAAACAUAAAAACAACUGAAUAUGAUUAGGAGAUUUCUUUAGAAGACAUUAAUUAUAGAAAUUAGUUAGAAAUGAUUAAAAACUAAUCUACUUCAUUUCAUAUAUUUAAAAGUAAUAUAGAUGAUUUUAAAUUUAAAAAAGACUGCUAUUAGGUAGAUAAUUCAAGUGAGAUUAUAGAUUCUCCUGAAUCUUCUUCAAACACGAAUGAUAAAAGCUAAUAGGAUAAUUCACCUUCUUUCUCAAUUCAAUAAGUAGAAAUAGAUAAACAAUAAAAGAAAGAUAAUAAUUAACCAAAGUAUGAAAACCAAUCCAAAAGAAAACAUCGUUCUGGUUCUUAAACCUGGAAAAACAGUUUUAAUUACUAACAGCAAUAGCAAUUAUAGAAUGAAAGUUAAUAUCUAUCUCCUAUUUAAAAUAAAUCUAACACUAUAUGUAAAUCAACUUAAAGAGAAAAUUCUGUUAGAUCAUCAUCAAUUUGUAGGAGUUUAACAAAAAAACGAAGUACUUUAUUGGCUAUCAGAAACUCUAAUUUAACAUUAAAUCCUUAAACAUAACAAAUAAAUGGAUCAGGCAAUUAAAAUAUCAGUAAUCAGUAAGAAAAUUAAGCAGAAGAAACUUACUUUUACAAUCCUAUUGAUAAGACUAAAAACCAUAUUUUGGAAGUCAAAAUAUUUUAAAUAUUUUCUAGUAUUAUUGGUGGAUUUUUAAACAGAAUUAAAACAUUUUCUCCUGAUAAUUUACUAAUAAUGUGGAUGAACCUUUUUGUUCUUUUGAUUUAGUUUUUCUAGCUAAUAAUUUAUCCACUUAAAAGCUCAUUUCAGAUAUAAGAUCUCGAAAAUAAUUAAAUUUACGAAGAUUUGUUCAGAAUAUUUCCAAUAAUUAUAGGUUUGCUAGAAAUAAGCUUUUCUUUUAAUAUUUCUUAUUAUGAAAACGGAAUAAUUAUUUCUGAUAGAAAAGAAAUUAUUAAAAACUAUUUUAAAAAGAAGUUUUUUUUUGAUAUUGUUUGCAUUUUAAUAGUAUAAUUAAAUUACAACAAUGGGAUGUUUAUAGUUGAUUUGCUCUUUGCUAUUUUUUCUAUUAAAAAAAUAAUAAUUAAUAUAAAAACUAUAAAUGAGCAUUUUUAAAUUGAAUAAAGAUUUUCUACUUCUUAUGAUCUUAUGAAAUUAUGUUUGCUUGUUUUUUACAUGGGGCAUUAUUGUGCAUGUGGCUACUAUUAUAUCGGAAUGCUUUACUCUCCAAAUUGGAUUAUUCAUUAUGGAUUUUCUAAUGAUGCUUGGUAUUCAAACUAUGUAAACUCCCUUUAUUUUACAUUUAUAACUAUGAUAACAGUUGGGUUUGGAGAUAUUGCUCCUAUCAAUUCUUAUGAAAAGAUAUAUGUUAUAUUCAUGACUAUAGGUACAUGCGGUGUUUUUGCUUAUUCUAUAAAUACUAUAGGUAGAAUUUUUAGUGAAAUGGCUUUGAGUGAAGCUAAAUACAGAAAUAAAAAGUUUGAGAUUACUAAGCUGAUGUAAUAAAGAAAUAUUACUAAGAAAACUUAAAGAAAAGUAAUAAAAUUUUUAGAAUAUGAGUAAAGUCAAGAAAUGGAUAGUUCCUAAAAAGGAGAAGAGAUUCUUCUUAAAAUAUCAAAAUCACUUAGAGAUGAAGUAAAUCGAGAGUAUUUUGGAAAAUUCUUAAAUGAUAUUAAAUUGUUUAGGUUAAAUUUCUCAAUGGAAUUUAUUAUGAAACUAACAAGCCAUGUGAAGGAAAAAACAUUUGGUCCAAAUGAAAUAAUAUUUUCAGAAGGAGAUUUGGAUAGAACAUUUUAUUUCAUUUGUAGUGGAUAAGUUUAGUUAUAUCUUAAUAAUAAAAUAUCACAAAACAGGGAUGAUUUUGAUCUUAUUUCAGUUGGAAAAGGAUCCUUGCUAGGUAUUAAUAGUUUCUUAACUGGAAAUCCUAAAGAUAUGUCAGCAAAAAGCCUAAAUGGUUCUCAUUUGAUUUAUUGUUCAGAAAGUGAUUUUUUAUAGACACUCAAGUUAUUUGAAUCUGACUAUGAAAAAUAUUGCAUGCUUAAAGAUUCAAUUAAUCUUUACAAUGACCACUAAGGAUUGCCAUGCUUUUCAUGCAAUAAAUUUGACCAUUAAGCUUCUAAAUGUGUUUUAUAUAAUCUAAAAGUUGAUAAGGAAUUAAUUAAUUUUAGACACAUUUAUUGUCCUGAAUAAAAAAGAAAAUAAGAGGGUAGAGUUUCUGUAAGAAGAAAAAAUGUUAUCUAAGCGCUUUCUCAUAAAUAAAUUUGCUAAAUUUCUUUAAAAAGAUUAAGAUUAUUCUAUAUAAGUUAAAUUUAUAAUUACUCAGAAGAAGAUGAGGAUGAAGAUGACAAUGAUGAUGAAAAUACAUAUAAAGAUGAAAUAAAAUCAGACUCAGAAUGUUAACUUGAAGAAAGUAAUAUUAAAGUAUAAAAAUCUAAACUCAACAUAGAUGAUAAAAUUAAUGAUUUAAAAGAUGAUAAAAAAUUUUUUUUAAAUGUAAAAAAGAUUAAAUUAAAAGAUUUAUAGUCGUAUUUAGAAAGUUUUAAUUAAUCAUAAGGUUGUAACUAAAAUUUAUUUUAAUAAGAGAAUGAUUCUUAAUUUUAUUUAGAAUCGGAAAGUGAUAGUGAGAAUGAUUUAUAAACUUCUUCCUAAAAUUCUGAUUUCAAUAAAUAUUCCAACUAAUCUAGUAUAAAAUCUUAAUAAAAAACACAAAGUAAUAUAAAAAAAGAGCCAACAUUGUCAAAUAUAUAGUAGGCAUAAAAUAGUCCUUACACGAAUAGGCUUUCUACUAAAUAAAUAGAUUCUAAUAUAGAUUUAAGGAAUAAGUCUAUUUCUAUCAAUUCACAACAUGAUAUAAUUCAACAUUCUUCACCUUAAUUAUAAAAUUAAAAUUUUGAUAGUCCUUCAAAUAGACACUCUAUAAUUAAAAGUUUAAACCAAGUUAAAUCUCGAAUGUCUAUACAUGCUAAUUUAGAAGAUAACUAAGCUCAGUUAUUAAAAUAAUUUCAAGCUUAAUGUGGUACCUAAGAUGACUUUUAAAGCGAAAAAACAAUAGAUAUGACUAAUUCUAGGCAAAUGAAAAAAAAUAGUUCAGAAACAAAAGACUACUAAAGUUUGGAAAGUGAGGCAUCUUCUACUUUAAAUUAAAAUACUGUAAACACCAAUUUAACAAAAAAAGUUAUUCCUGAAAGCAAAAGAAGAAUUUCUUAUUAGAUUUCUAAAAAAAUGAGUAUUUUUAAUAAAGAAGAGCAUAGUAAAUUAUCAAAAAUUGAUAUUAGUGAUAACAUUUAAAUGUUUGGUUAAAAAUUAAAGUAUUCUAUGAAAUAGUUAGGCUAAAACCACAUUUUAGAUUUUCCAGCUAAAUAUUUUGACAUUUUUGAUUAAUUUGAUAAAUACAAAGAUUACUCCUAUUACUUUCCAUAGAGUAAUCCUUCUAUAAUACUUAAAGAAUAAAGAAGAAAAACAUAUCAUAUACUGCUAUUGAUGAGAUACAAUAAAAAUUAAUUGAAUAAUAAAUACAAUUCAGCCAAUUCAGUUCCUUAAACAACAGAUUAAGAUACAAAAUCCAUGAAUGUAUCUCCUAAAAAACUUAAUGCCUUGCAUCAUUUAAUAAUAAUGAAAUAAAUUUAGUAGACAUAAUAGCAAUAGAUGCCUUCAUUACUUAAUUAAAUAUCACAAAAAGAAAGCAAUUCUAAUUCUUAUAUAAAAGAUUUAAGCAUAUCCUCUUAACAAUAAGUUUUUAAUUUAAAAAAAUGA